AUAGAGUAGGCAGUGCGGAUUCGAUAGUGAGGUGAAAAAGACGUUAGUGCAGACGACGCGACGCUGUGUUAUUAUUCGUUUCUUCGUUUGAGCUGAGUUAAGCCGGUUGAUGGUGUAAUAUUGGUGAUAAUUGUUUAUCUCGUGUGUGUUAGUGUGUGAUUUGCUUAUCUCUUAGUGAUAGUAAUGGUUCACUUGUACUGUGCCGACUGUCGUUUCGUGAAACUAUUGGAUAUCCCAUUGUAGUGAGAAGAUGGACCGAGGAUGAGCUGCAUCCCCUGUGUGGCGGAAGGAGAAGGAGCCAGCAUACCUCUAGAGGAUUUUGACCGGUGGACAGACAGUCUCUACCAUGUCUUGGAGAGUCGUGAUGCACGAAGAUAUUUUCGAGAGUUCCUCUCGUCUCGAGGGCUGGAAGAGUCAGAAGGAACUUUGGAAUUCUGGGAACGCUGUGAGGUACUCAGCAGAUCACAGCAGCAUCAUAAACACAACCCUCACGCUGGCCACAACAGAUCAGCUCAUAUCAGCAACAUGCGUUUCCUGAAGGACGCUCGUGACCUGGUGGCCUUCGCAGAGGAUAAAGUAAAUCUGGACCUGGCAGCACUGAGGGCGAUGUUCGAGGCGGUGGAGAGUGGGAAGGAGGACAAGAUAAAAGCUGUGGUCCGAGAGGGGAUGCAGAGUGCUGCAGAGUUGUUGCAGGAUGACUACCAACUGUUCAGAAAACAUUUGCUGAAGCAACGCGGAUUGGUUGGUGGUGAGAAUUGUAAAUAGCAAUACCCCAGUAGAAGUGAUUCUGGGAAAAAAUAUACCAGUGGGAUCAUUUGGUGAUUUUGAAAGAAAAGAAGUAUUGUGAUGUAUUUGAUAUGGGAAAUAUCCCAAAGCAAAUACUUUUGUUAUUUGAGAUUCGCAUAGAAAUAGGUAAUGUUUUAUCUAUCCAACUAGCCAUUUAAAAUUAAAUUUUAAAUUAUGGUUAUUUAGUAAAUUACUCCACUUAGAGGUUUUAAUUUUUAAGAUGUAAAAUGAAUUUCUCUUUGAUACAAACAGGAUAAAAUAAAUAAAGAAUUUAAUACAAUUCUUUUUUAGUUUUACGAAUUGUUUACUAAAAAACAUUCCUUUUUACAUAUUUUUAUUUAAUAACAAUAAUUAAAUUGUUUUGUGUUUACUGUUACUAUUAUUACUAAUUUGUUAAUAGUUAUUUUGUAAUAAAAGUUGUUAUUUGAUAGUUUUGUAAUACAACUACAUAAAAAAGUAAGGCACACAAAAUUGAAUGGUUGAUUAAUUUUCAUACCCGAGGAUCAAAAUAAUAUUUUCUUACAGUAAUUGAUGACUAAAACCAAACGUGUUCAACCUUCAUCACUGUUUACUUUAUUAUAGUUUAUCUAUUUAAAUUCUGUAGAAAUAUUAGUAAAACAUUUUACGAAUGGAAGCUUUUUUCUUAGCUUUAUGUUCAUCAAUAACAUGUAGAUGUUCAUCAAUAACGGUCAAGUUAGUAUUAUUUUUGUAGUUUAAUAUAUUGGCUAAUUUAAGGUUCCUAAUUAAUCAUCUGCCUUGGUUGUGAAGCCACAAAAACAUCACUUGUUUACAGUUCCUGUAUAGUGUAGACUGUCUGUCCAUUGUACACAAUUCCCUCACCAAUAUACCUCAAAUAUUGACCAAAGUCAUGUACAAGAUGGUAAAAGAUGAGCCCUUUAAGAAACAAAAAGUAGGGAAAAUUCCCUUAAAAUAUAAAAUACAUUAUAAAUGGCUAAAAAUAUUUUCUGAGUUACAUUUAAAAACAUCAACAAUCUCUUAAAAUUAGCGGAACAAAUUGUUUUAUCAUCUUGUAUAAUAAAUAAACAAUAUUAUAUAAAUGUACAAUAAAGUAAGUAUGCCUAAUUUAAAAUAGGCUAUAUCAGUAAAUACUGUUUUACUGUUCUUCACAUUAUGAAUUUUUAUACAUUAUAUAUACUGUUCUGUAUUGCAAUUAAAGAGCUAAAAUCAAACCUAGGAGCUAUUUGACAGAAAAGUAAAAAAAUGAAAUUCAUAUUUUAAUACCGGUUAUGUUUUAACAGACCUGAUGAAUGAAGUAGCCUAAUCCGAGUUAAAUAUUUUUAUAAACUCAUCCACGUUCUUAAACAUCAGUUUUAUUGACAGCAAUAAAAUCUGUUAAAUUUUAUAUAUGCAUUAAUGGCUUUAUCCUCAUAAUGUUUCCCACCUUUCUGUAUGAAAAAAUAGGAAUUAACAAAUUAUGCAUUAGAUUUUUAUUAAUUUCUGGACUUGUUUUUCCCCCCUUAAUAUAAUGUAGAAGCAUUAUUUUUAUAAUGAGAACUGCUUAAUAUGUUUUGUUUUAUUGUUUUGUGGGAAAGUACUAUAUAAUGUUAGUACUUAAUGUUUGAAUAUUUAUUUCAGAGCAAUAUGUUAUUAAAUUUUGUUUUGAUACUUUGA
Messenger RNA from Homalodisca vitripennis (glassy-winged sharpshooter), 2418 nucleotides. RefSeq lists its product as uncharacterized. The transcript has 4 exons. NCBI's taxonomy places the organism in Eukaryota, Metazoa, Arthropoda, Insecta, Hemiptera, Cicadellidae. The coding region runs from base 262 to 765 and encodes 167 amino acids. The record is from RefSeq and is a predicted model, not a curated record.